AUGUUCGGGAAACCAGACAAAAUGGACGUCCGGUGCCACUCGGACACCGAGGCCGCCCGGGUCUCGAAGAACACGCAUAAGGAGAGCCGCGAGAUCAAGGGCGCCGAGGGGAACCUCCCGGCCGCCUUUCUCAAGGAGCCGCAGGGCGCCUUUUCCGCGUCGGGCGCUGCGGAAGAUUGUAACAAAAGUAAAUCCAAUUCCGCAGCGGACCCGGAUUACUGCCGCCGGAUCCUGGUCCGAGAUGCCAAGGGGUCCAUCCGAGAGAUCAUCCUGCCGAAAGGCUUGGACCUGGACCGGCCCAAGAGGACACGCACGUCCUUCACGGCGGAGCAGCUCUACCGGCUGGAGAUGGAGUUCCAGCGCUGCCAGUAUGUGGUGGGCCGCGAGAGGACAGAGCUCGCCCGGCAGCUCAACCUCUCUGAAACCCAGGUGAAGGUCUGGUUCCAGAACCGGCGCACCAAGCAGAAGAAGGACCAGGGCAAGGACUCGGAGCUGCGCUCGGUGGUAUCGGAGACCGCGGCCACGUGCAGCGUACUGCGGCUGCUGGAGCAGGGCCGCCUGCUGUCGCCGCCUGGUCUCCCCGCGCUGCUGCCACCGUGUGCCACGGGCGCUCUCGGAUCUGCGCUGCGCGGGCCUAGCUUACCCGCCCUGGGCGCGGGCGCCGCGGCCAGCUCGGCCGCCGCCGCCGCCGCCGCCGCCGCCGCCGCCCCGGGCCCCGCGAGCGCCACAUCUCAGCACCCCCCGGCUGUGGGCGGCGCUCCCGGGCCGGGGCCCGCCGGGCCCGGGGGACUGCACGCGGGAGCGCCGGCCGCCGGCCACGGCCUCUUCAGUCUGCCGGUGCCCUCGCUGCUAGGCUCCGUCGCCAGCCGCCUGUCCUCCGCCCCAUUGACAAUGGCUGGUUCGCUAGCCGGAAAUUUGCAAGAACUCUCCGCCCGAUAUCUGAGCUCCUCGGCCUUCGAGCCUUACUCCCGGACCAACAAUAAAGAAGGGGCCGAGAAAAAAGCGCUGGACUGA
Molecule: messenger RNA, 1014 nt
Organism: Urocitellus parryii (Arctic ground squirrel)
Lineage: Eukaryota; Metazoa; Chordata; Mammalia; Rodentia; Sciuridae
Gene: Vax1
Product: ventral anterior homeobox 1
Biological process (GO): regulation of transcription by RNA polymerase II; central nervous system development; neuron differentiation
Cellular component (GO): nucleus
Molecular function (GO): DNA-binding transcription factor activity, RNA polymerase II-specific; RNA polymerase II cis-regulatory region sequence-specific DNA binding
Source: RefSeq, a predicted model, not a curated record